CCCAAUCAGAUGCGAAAAACAUUAGGCUGUGUGACUGCGUUGCUGGGUAAGUAAAACAAAAACAACAGCUUGUGCGUCCGAGUCAAAAGCGCUGAGGUGCGAAACGUUAUCUGCGGGAAUUCUUGUUUUUGCACGGUUCCGCUGCAAAAAGCCCUUUUUCUACCGUAAACCAUGGCAGCUGACUGCGAGGCUUGGCUCAACGCAAACCCUGUUGGGGUCGAGGACCUCAGCGACUCCUUCAUUUCAGGAGAGGAAGACAACGGAGGAAGUGGCGUCUCCAAUAAGAACAUCAACAACGAGAUCAACGGCAACUGGAUCUCUUCCCCCAGCAGCAACAUCCACGAGGCUUGUCUGAAGGCAAAGGCCAAGCGGAGGCUGCGCAAACACUCCUCCAGGGACUCGGGCCGGGGGGACUCCCUCAGCGACAACGGGGAUGUUGGGAGGGGAACCUCUAUGGCGCCAACAAGUCCCAAGAGCAAGCUGCUCGACCGCAAGUCCCGCAUGGGGAAAGGUAGAGGCCUGCCAAAAAAAGGUGGGGCGGGAGGAAAGGGCGUGUGGGGAAGGUCGGGCGAAGUUUACGAGCCGGUGGAGGUGGACAAGAAAGACCCCAACUUUGAUGAAGACCAGGAGAACUGUGUGUACGAGACCGUGGUGCCUCCGCUGGAUGAGAGGGACUUCGAGAAGACUGUCGCCCCCAUAGUGCAAGAGUACUUCGAACACGGAGACACCAAUGAAGUAGCUGAGCUGCUCGCAGACCUGAACCUGGGGCCCAUGCGGAGCGAGGUUCCGUCGCUCGCCGUGUCUCUGGCCCUGGAGGCCAAGGCGAGCCACCGGGAGCUCACCUCCAGGCUGCUGGUGGACCUGUGUGGAAGCGUCCUCUCCCGCAGCGACAUGGAGGCUUCUUUUGACAAGCUGCUGAGAGAACUGCCCGACCUGGCGCUGGACACACCUGGAGCACCUCAGUUGGUCGGCCAGUUCAUCGCUCGGGCCGUUAGCGACCAAAUAUUGUCCAAAAGCUACAUUGAGGGCUACAAAGGCAAAGUCGACUGUGAUCAUGCAAGAGCGGCACUAGAUCGAGCAGUGGUGCUGCUGAAGAUGAGCAUGGGGGGUCUUCGCGUUGACAACCACUGGGGGACGGGAGGAGGCCAGAGGCCGGUCAUACAACUCAUCAAAGAGAUGAACCUGCUGCUAAAGGAGUACAUCCUGUCUGGAGACGGCAAGGAGGCGGAGAGAUGCCUUCGAGAUCUGGAGGUCCCACAUUUCCACCAUGAAUUUGUCUAUGAGGCAAUCGUGAUGGUGUUGGAGUCCCGAGGGGAGAAAACAUUCAAAAUGGUGCUGCAGCUACUCAAGUCACUCUCUCUGUCUUCCAUCAUCACUGUGGACCAAAUGCGAAGGGGAUAUGAAAGAGUUUACAUGGACAUCGAGGAGAUAAACAUUGAUGUUCCUCUCGCCUAUUUCAUUCUGGAACAAUUUGUGGAUAAGAGCUUUCGCCUGGGAAUCAUUGGUUUAAAGUUAAGAGAUCAGUGUCCCCACCGGAACCGAAAGAGGUUCGUCAGCGAGGGAGACGGCGGAGUUGUGAAAUUUGAACGGUACUGAGGAGGCCUUUUUUACGAGCCAGAAUUCCUGAAAAGAAGUGGACAAACGUACCGUUUUACUUGCAUUUUUUUUUUUUUUUUUUUUUUAGAAAAAACAGUGAAGUAAAAUGUUCUCCCUUCUAACGGUAUAAUUCUGGGUAAACAAAAGCAGCACUUUUGGUUUAAACUGAUGUGGACCACUUUUCUCCAAAGUGUAACUCUACAUUUACAUAAGCUAUCCCUUAAAGUGCCAUUCCGUGUUUUGUACAGUUGUUUUUUUUGUUGUUUUUUGUUUUGUUUUCCGAUUUUACUGCCACUCCUUUUGUGUUUUCCAAAAGCAGUGUUUGUACCAAGAUAACUAACUUGUGAUAAGAGCUUUAUGAGUCUGUGGAGAUCAUAAAAAAAAUAAAUAAAGGGAGGAUGAUCAUUCAAUGCA
Fundulus heteroclitus (mummichog) is the source of this 2010-nucleotide messenger RNA. RefSeq names its product programmed cell death 4b (gene pdcd4b). The coding region runs from base 172 to 1596 and encodes 474 amino acids. Lineage: Eukaryota; Metazoa; Chordata; Actinopteri; Cyprinodontiformes; Fundulidae. The record is from RefSeq and is a predicted model, not a curated record. Gene Ontology annotation, biological process: negative regulation of DNA-templated transcription. The transcript has 12 exons. Gene Ontology annotation, cellular component: cytosol; nucleus.